This is a messenger RNA of Eriocheir sinensis (Chinese mitten crab), 2878 nucleotides long. RefSeq names its product differentially expressed in FDCP 6-like. Lineage: Eukaryota; Metazoa; Arthropoda; Malacostraca; Decapoda; Varunidae. The coding region runs from base 346 to 2208 and encodes 620 amino acids. Gene Ontology annotation, cellular component: cytoplasm; nucleus. The record is from RefSeq and is a predicted model, not a curated record. The transcript has 10 exons.
GUGUUCCACAAGUUAUCGCCGCCUCUUUACAUCUCAGCCCGAGGGCGGAGUUAGGCUCCCCCAUAGCCUCGGCCUGCACCGCCCCUCUGGCACGAGUUGAUGAAGAACAGAGGGGAGUCGGUUCUGUUUAGUGCAAAAGAAAGCAAUGCCCACAAGAGGACCAGCUUGUAUGAAAGGAGGAGGCCAGGAGAGAGAGGGAGGUUUGGAGUGGCGGCAGAUGGCAGACGUCACUAGAAUUCUAUCAACAUGAAGCCUGUAUCUCAAGAACGUUAGGAUUCUGGUACAGAAAAUCGGUGCAGUCCUUUAAGAUGCCCACAGAUAACCCUAUGAAGUGAAAGGAAUUGAAUGCGAGGGUUCAUCAUACAAGUAAAAUAUGAGACAAACCAGAGGGUGGCGUGGUGCUUCCUUACACGGGCGGGUCUCCAGCACUGCACGAUACUCACUCGUUCCCGGCGGCCCGUCAUGGCGACCCUGGGCCAGCUGGUCGCUAAUAGCCUGUGGUUUGCCUUUGACGCCCUUGACCACCAGAAGACCGGAGCAGUCCCUAAGAGCCAACUAAAGGUGCUGACGCAAAAUGUUGGGGUUCUGCUUAAGGUCGAGAGGCGGGUUGAGAACUGCAUCGCCGAGUACCUCAGCUCCCAGCACCUCACCUUCGAGCAGUACCUGUAUUUCCUGACCCAUGAAGUCCUGGCGGAGGUGGACGACGGGUCAACCAGCUACGAGGGCCUGAAGGAGCACCACGACGCCCUGGACCACACCUUCUGGCUGCUGGGCCGCCACACGUUGCUCCAGCGGCACUUCCCUCUCUUCUCCGAGGAUGCCGUGUUCAAGCUCUUCAGGAUAUUUUGUUUAUUGGCGGACAAAUCCUCGGAAAGAAAAGGACUGAUACAGGUGACCCUCAACACAGGUGAGGUGCGGGAGGUGACGCGGCAGCUGGUCAUCAGUCUGGGGAGGGAGUGGGACGCCCGGGACUUUAAUCAGCUGGCGGCCGUCAUCUCGCACUUCACCUUCCCGGUUUUCAUCACCUUCCUGGAGGGUCGCUACGCCCAGGACACGGAAUCCACGGCGCUGGACAAUGCAGUCAAUGAAAUCUAUGGCAACUUUGUGGAUCAGAUUUUAAAACACGGAAAGGUGUACCAGCGCGCCUGGUGGGCCCCAAUAUGGGUAAAGCGAGAUAUGGAAGUGCGACCGUGGGCGCUGAUAGCUCCCAGCCAUAAAGUCAGCCCUAAGUCUGCGGCCCUGUCGGUGGUGCUGGGGCGUGCCUACGUCCCCCUCACCUCCGCCGCCACGGUGCACAACAUCCCCGAUGAGCCCGGUGCCCGCCACUGCAGGUUCACGCUGUGCCUACAGAGUAACAAACUGGUCCAGCUGGCCGCCACCGACCACAGAAGCAAGAGUGAAUGGCUGAGGGCUCUGGACAUCGCUAUCCACCACUCGGAGGAGCAGCUGCCGUACCACGCCUUGCUGUCGGCGACGAGGAAACACGAGCACGCGGAGGAGGAGGCCAAGGAGACGGCGGAGCGCAUCAGACGAGACUCGCAGGCGGACAUCAUUGAGAACACGCAGGCCGAGCUGAUGGCCGAGAAAAUGGCGCGCGCGGAGGCAGAAGCAGCCGCGCGGGAGGAGGCAGCGGCUCGCCAGACGGAGGAGAAGAGGGUGCUGGAGCUGCAAACCCUUCGCAUCCAGCUGGAAACUUUACUCGAAGAAGAGACUCAAGCUAAACGAGAUGAAGAAAUCGUGAGAAACCUACAAGCCCGGGUGCUGAGGGAGGAGUGGGAGAGGCGCGAGGAGCUGGAGCUGCUGCAGGAGGAACAGCGAAGGGUGCUCGAGGAAGAAACCAAAAAGAGGCAGGAAUUUGAACGUCAGCAGGAGGAGAAAGACGCACAACUCAGAGAGGCAGAGAAGAGGCUGAGGAAGCUUGAGAGUGAGCGCCUUCGUCUGGAUCACGAGCUGCGGUGCACGAGGGAAAAGAUCGUGAUGUCUGAGCGGGGCAAGGAGCUCAUUGAGGCCAGGAUGAAGGUCAAAGAAAGGUCACCGCCUGUCCGCACCUACUCCCUCCGCCCCGUCAAGAAGGAGCGCGGGAACAUUCCGAAGCGGUCCUCGUCCUUCAACACUCAGGCCGCCAGACUCUUCAAAUUCCGAUCCAAGAAUGAGGAAAGCAACGAAAACGGGAGCGAACAUAACAAUGGUACCGUGGAAAGUAACUGAAAAUGGGACCGUUACACACUUAAACUCCUUUUAUUCAGACGUGAUACACAAAAAUUGAUGCUUUACAUACGACCGCGCACGCACACAAACACAAAAAUAAAUUAACACAAACAGCAAACACGUAACUGGUCAAUGGAAAGAAGUUCAUGGUUGAUUGAUUUGAGAUUCUGCUCUGCCCUCUGCUACUUGUGCCAAAAUAUCUUAGGUCAACCCAAAUGCAACGUGAAAGUGAAGAUCCGGGAGCAGCGUGAGCCAGGCAACAAAAUAUCGCCAGUGUAAAAAAAUCCGCCCGACAAGCAAUGCCCCGGCCUGUAGGAAGCGUAAAAGGACUCUAUACAGGCUUUACGUACAGCUUUUGUCACGUUUUGUGUAUAUAAAGUGCGCACACACACACACACACACACACACACACACACACACACUUUAUCCAUCUACUCAUUCGCUCAUUAGCUUAAACAUUUUGUAAGUAUGAGUGCAAUAUUAUAGUAUCAACCUUGGAAAAUCGCAUCACAAAAGUCGCUCUACACGUUAUGGGAAGUCAUGUGUUGUGUCUAUUGUCACCAAACGCAUUUACUCACGAGUGCUGGUUUACCGCAACGACUGACAAGCAGCGUUGCCAAAUUGUCGUACCCAUCGAAUUGUAUUUUCGUAGUUUCUGACCAAUAACUAU